Papilio machaon (common yellow swallowtail) is the source of this 717-nucleotide messenger RNA. Its product is annotated as THAP domain-containing protein 1. Gene Ontology annotation, molecular function: sequence-specific DNA binding. The record is from RefSeq and is a predicted model, not a curated record. The coding region runs from base 29 to 715 and encodes 228 amino acids. NCBI's taxonomy places the organism in Eukaryota, Metazoa, Arthropoda, Insecta, Lepidoptera, Papilionidae. The transcript is spliced from 3 exons.
UCAAGAUACAUUUAAAAGAGCAAGCAAAAUGUCCCACAUCGAUUGUGCUGUACGCGGCUGCAAUUAUAAUAUUUUUAAUAAACCGCGAGGAGUGACAUUUCAUCCGUGUCCAAUUAGAAGCGACAUGAGAAACAAAUGGUUGCAGAUAUUGAAAACUAAAUGUACUGUCCUCGAUUGGAAUAGAAGUAGAAUAUGUUCUAAACACUUUGAAACAAAAUGUUUCAAUAUCAAAGGAAAAUUGAAAGAUGAUGCCGUACCUACCUUAUUUUCUUCAGCUGCACAUAAACAUUCUGUUAAACAAACUCAAGAGACAUCCACAUCAUCAAGAACAACUGUGGACAGAGUCCUGAAUAAAUUGACUCAAGCAGAGUUAAUGUCUGAUAUAAAGAAUACAUUAAGCAAAAUGAAGGAGCCUUCAAAUUUAGAAACCUAUAUGAAUGAUGACUACAGAUGUAAGCCGGACACACCAACUGAAGCUCAGCUUUGGAUAUUAAUUAAAAAACAAGAUCAUUUAAAUACAAGACUUAUGGAACUAGUUGUGCAAAAUAAAAAACAUGUAGAAUUACUGCAGAAAAACUUGGAAGAAGCUAGAUCAUCUAAAAAGGAAACCGAACAAAGUAUUGAAACUUACAAAUAUAUUGUUAAAUGCUUACAAGAGAAAUUAGCUACUCUUGAAGAACAAAUAGAAAUACUUACCACUGUUGAGUCAAGGUAAAA